CAAAGGCAUUGAUCGAUUUGUAAAAUGAGAUAAGAAGUAAAUACUUUUCAGUUUUCUGAUUUUCGUCUAAUUUGUUAACAUAACUAAAAUGCGGUUAAUAUAUCUGUAUAAUUCUUUUCUUGUCUGUGUGGCAUUUGUGGAGUGUUGUGACUUCACUGACUUAUCUGGUACUAUAUUGGGAUGUGUACAUGACGACAAAGAAGUUCACAUCGAGUCUGUUCAAAACGGUACCAUCACAACAGGCUCUGUCUGCAUCGUUGAAAACGCACUUGGAGUACAACACGUUCAAUGUGAAGAUAAACAAUGGAUCAUACACAAAGAGGUCAUUGAUAAUAAAAGUCACGUAAGACAAAAAAGAGGAUGGUCCUUCCGAGGAAUAGUCCAAAUUGUAGGUGAUGUUUUCAUAGGAGCGGUACGGGGAGUCGUAUGUGUUGCUACACUAUUUUCAUCUUGUGCGUUCGGCGACAGACGUCCUUCUGAUAGAACGCCUCCUGGAAUGACAUGCACACCCCCGAUAAUAUUUGUAACAGCCCAACCGUUUACUUAUGUUGCCAGAGCGGCUUGGCAUGAACCUGUAGCUUCUGAUGAAACAGACGGACGAAUCAC
Ruditapes philippinarum (Manila clam) is the source of this 606-nucleotide messenger RNA. RefSeq lists its product as uncharacterized. The annotation marks the transcript as partial. NCBI's taxonomy places the organism in Eukaryota, Metazoa, Mollusca, Bivalvia, Venerida, Veneridae. The record is from RefSeq and is a predicted model, not a curated record. The transcript is spliced from 4 exons.